Molecule: messenger RNA, 1046 nt
Organism: Glossina fuscipes
Lineage: Eukaryota; Metazoa; Arthropoda; Insecta; Diptera; Glossinidae
Gene: Gos28
Product: Golgi SNAP receptor complex member 1
Exons: 5
Coding region: 171-854 (227 amino acids)
Biological process (GO): endoplasmic reticulum to Golgi vesicle-mediated transport; vesicle fusion
Cellular component (GO): SNARE complex; cis-Golgi network; Golgi membrane
Molecular function (GO): SNAP receptor activity
Source: RefSeq, a predicted model, not a curated record
UUAAAUUAUCAUUAUUUAAGUGCUGCCAAGUUAAAUGAAUAAAUUGCUAUAGAUAGCAGCUAACAGCUUUAGUACACAUUGAAGAACGAAAUCUCUUCAAGACAACAAAGCAGUCAAUAAUUUUUCAUAAAUAAAAUAAAACGAUUUUAUUGUAAAAAUAUUUAGUAAAUAUGGCGAAAAAUCAUGACGUACUACGCAAACAGGCGCGUCAGCUGGAAAAUGAAAUUGACAUGAAAUUGGUGGCUUUUGGAAAAAUUGGAGCAAAUGGCAGUUCUCCGAUCGGUCAUAGUUCAAGUACCGAUACAUCUCCAUUAUUGGGAGAAUCGAUGUUCGAUUCCUUGUCGACAGAAAUAGAACAAAAGCUGGACAAGCUAGCAUCUAUUAAUGAAGCUAUGGCUGAAUCUUCGUCAGCAGGUACAAGCACAGCAGGCAUGCAUAUUCUUCAGCGUCAUCGUGAAAUUUUGUUAAGCUACAGGCAAGAGUUUAAUAAAAUUAGCGUUAAUCACACCGCACGAAUAGAGCGCGAGGAAUUAUUUCGUGGUCCGGAGAAUAUAUCCAAAAUUUCGGGAUUAAAUCGCCGAGAUAUGUAUAUGAAAGAGAGCAAUCAUUUAAAUAGUUCGAACGCGCUGAUUAACGAUCAGAUAAAUAUAGCUAUUGAAACCCGAGAAAAUUUACUUUCACAACGGCAUGCCUUCAAACGUCUUCAGACUCGUUUCAAUGAUAUAUCUAAUAGAUUUCCGUUAAUAUCCAGUUUAAUUCAACGGAUUAAUAUUAAAAAGAAACGUGAUGCUUUAAUUGUGGGAGCAGUUAUUGGACUUUGCGUGGUCCUUUUGUUAUUGUAUGCAUUUAAUUAACGGCUUCUUCGAUGAAAAAAGGUCAGUUAUUACCUGUCCAGAACGAAUGCAUAGCCAAACAAGUACUAGUGUUUUCGUGGCAGAAGAGCGUAGGUUGUUUGCGGGUAUGAGGGUACACGUAAAAUACCGACAAGACGAAAUAAAAUUUUGUAAAUAUAUAUAUAUAUAUAUUUGAUAUCCAAUUUAAUUUAU